UUUCAUUACAACAGAAACAGAUAAACUGUAACUGCAAAUUGUGUUGUUGAAUAUUGUUGCAGAAAUGAUCAACCGGAUGUUUAUCUCAUUUGUUUUUGAAACGAUUCCAGUCCAAAAUAAUCGCAAGUCUAAAAUAUUGUUUUUUUUUAAAAUUUAUCUAGUUCAACGGAAUAAAUGCUACCAAUAAUGAAUGAAUUGGAGAAAGAAAAAUCACUGGCUAAAAAGGCUCUGAAACUUCUUCGCCCUUCAUGGUGUGAAUUAAGGUAUGACGAAAUCAAAAACAAACCGUAUUUAAUUGGCAAGAAAAAGGACAGCCUUAGAACUGAAACAAUUUAUGUUACAAAUGCUUAUAAAGCGCUAGAUUUUGAUGGACUAAAGACUGUCAUCGCUGAUUCUGGACAAUCAAGUGUAGCUUUAUCAAUUCAAAGCAGCGAUUCAACGAAUGUGUUUUACAGGUGUGAAAUAGGAUUAAAAUCUGUUUGCCAGCGGAAAAACGAAGAAAGUUCUGAACAGGUGAAUAAAAGCGAUAGUGAAGUUGACUCAGAUAAUUAGUUUGUUAUAUCAGUCCUGUGUGUGAUGAUGUAAAUAUAUGCAGAAAACGAGGAUUUGAAUAAAAUUAAAAUUUUUUUUAAAUAUUCUAA
Messenger RNA from Parasteatoda tepidariorum (common house spider), 641 nucleotides. The record is from RefSeq and is a predicted model, not a curated record. NCBI's taxonomy places the organism in Eukaryota, Metazoa, Arthropoda, Arachnida, Araneae, Theridiidae.